AAACCGGAACCAUUGUGGUGUUGUUGUUCUAAGCCGACGGAUUUAAAACCGUCGGACAAAAGGGCAAACUCUUCAGCCUGUAUAAUGCAUGGAUGUAUAAACAGAAUAUAAUGUUGUAACUAAAAAAAUACAUAUAUUAAUUUUAAGUAUCGAGGAUGUGGGUCGCGAGGCGAUUCCUUUCGUCGGUCGCUCAGAGAAGUCAGUAUGCAGCACAGUCUGGUUUAUUCCAUCGCCCUCGGCAUGGCUGCCCCCCGAAGCUGGAGCCGCGGUACCUCCAGUGCACAUGUUGCUGGCGGAGCCGGGUUCCCGUGGUAGGCUUUGAGACCCUGAAUGCCUCCAUCACCUCCACCUCCACCUGCGAUGAGGACAACAGAUCCCUGGAUGCCUGCUACACCUCCGAGCAACGGGACACCAUCCUCCAGAUGCUCAACAACGCUUCACCUUCAGAGCUGGCGGGUGUCAAACUCCUCAGAGGCCGCAAGUCAGUCAACAUUGUGGAGUACAGGACUAAAAACGGACCAUUUAAAACUCUGGAGAGUGUGGUGAAAGUUCCGCUGCUGAAACACAAAAGUGCUGUCACUGUGUUCAACUCCAUCCUCAACCCGGUGAAGAAGGAGAGGAAAGUGAGGAUUCAGUGGGCCAAGUUUAUCAGGCCAGAAGUUGACAGGUCCUGGUUGGAGGAGGCGAAUACAAUUGUGUCAAUCGUGUGCGGGACUAAUAAAAUCGCCUGGGCUCACGUGGACCGGGAGAUGAUGGUGCUGGAUUGGCAACAGCUAGAAUGCCCAAAUUUCUUGAGGGGAACAUACAUGGCUUCUGCUUACUUGAAUGAUGUUUCUGCAGUUCUGUCAGUCCUGCCCUCAGCUGACUUUUACAUAGUAGAGAAAUCCUCCAUCUCAGUGCAGAAUACAGCUCUGUUCCCGGUCAUGGCCCACAUGAGGACUGUGGAGGCCAUGCUGUUUGCUCUGCUUGAGCCAAGAAACUUACCAGCUGCGUCCAACAUUCCUCCAAGGGUGUUGAACAUGAUGCGUACCGCUGUGGGACGUCACUUUGAACUCAUGGUGGGCGAGUCGCGGGCCAGUGGAGCGGAGACAGUGCGAGAGCUGAUGUCGGAUUCGAUGACACGGAAGCUCCCCAGGAUAAACUUCCCCCCCGAUCUGCUGAUGAAGUACAGGAAUGCUUUCCAGAUGGGCAGCAAGAGAGGAGGAGAGGAACUCUGUGACGCUCUGCUUCAGGCUGUGGCUUUCUACGAACUGCUCAGCAAAUCCUCCAGUUAGCCGCCACAUGGUCUCAUCUCAGGCACCGAACAAGUGGAAUUCUGAGCCUUUGCGGUCUUUUAACAAACAUUUACCUCUGGAAAAGAUUUGGUAAAAGGAUGAUGAUAUGUGAUAAUAAAUAUUUUUGCUGUUACAUGAAACACUCUUAAUACUGUUGCUUAGCAUGAGGGACGCUGCAAUGCUUUGUUAUUGCUGCAGUGGACCUUUAUCAUAAAGUCAAUACCUGUCUGAGGUUAUAUGGAUUAUGCAAUAACCUUUAGGAAAAACACUGCAAUGAUCCCACAAGCAACUUACAUAAAUACCUGAACACUCAUCAUUUAAAAAUGUUCAUUUACAAAAAUAUAAUUUUAUUUGAUUUACUUUUCACAGAAAUAAAACAUGAUUUUCAUCUGA
This is a messenger RNA of Eleginops maclovinus (Patagonian blennie), 1667 nucleotides long. RefSeq names its product transcription elongation factor, mitochondrial (gene tefm). Gene Ontology annotation, biological process: transcription elongation by mitochondrial RNA polymerase; mitochondrial transcription. Lineage: Eukaryota; Metazoa; Chordata; Actinopteri; Perciformes; Eleginopidae. The transcript has 5 exons. Gene Ontology annotation, cellular component: mitochondrial nucleoid. Bases 156 to 1274 code for a protein of 372 amino acids. The record is from RefSeq and is a predicted model, not a curated record. Gene Ontology annotation, molecular function: nucleic acid binding; DNA polymerase processivity factor activity.